Molecule: messenger RNA, 4175 nt
Organism: Triplophysa rosa
Lineage: Eukaryota; Metazoa; Chordata; Actinopteri; Cypriniformes; Nemacheilidae
Gene: nkrf
Product: NFKB repressing factor
Exons: 3
Coding region: 1248-3626 (792 amino acids)
Cellular component (GO): nucleolus; nucleoplasm
Molecular function (GO): nucleic acid binding
Source: RefSeq, a predicted model, not a curated record
CUAAACCAAACAACUAAACUUCAGUUGAUCACCUCAAUCAAUGAUCACAACCAGUCAGUGAUCAACCCUCUUUCUUUGUAUUUAAAGCUACAGAACUGCACACAAAUGUGGGCGGGAUAGAAACGAGUUUAGAUUAGAUUAGAAAACUUUAUUAAUCCCUGUGAAGGGAAAUUCAUUCAUUUCACAAUACAAAAGACACAGCAAACAAUGGACAUCAAUACAUACAAGAUACAAAAAUAUAAAACAUUAUUAAAAAACCUAACAGCAGUGGGUAUAAAAGACAUUCUAAAACGCUCUGUAGAACACUGGGCAUUACCAAUCUACCACUAAAUGAGCUCUUAAAUCCACUAAAAAUACAAUGUAGUGGAUGAUCUCCAUAAAACAGAAUCACUUUAAGUUUGUCUUUAGUUCUCUUUUCAACGAUAAUCUCCAAUGAAUCAGGAGUAAAACCUAUGACUGAACCGAACCAGCCCUCCUACUUAAAAAUAGGAUUCAUAAAUUAUCAUCCACUGCAAUACUGCUCCCCCAACACAGCACUGCAAAGAACGAACACACUGGCUAGAAUUCCCUGAUAAAAAGUCAGUUCAGUUUCAGAUUUUUGAGUUUCAGUCAUGGCACCUUAUUCGCAUGAAUACAGAUUUUGUUCAUUUAAAGCCACUGCGUUAUAAAAUAUAAGGGGGGCAUUUGAAUGGGCAGGACGCAUCUUAUCACUCGACACAAGCCUUGUGAACAUCUACUAAAAAUGUAGAUGAGCCGCAUGAGUCUGUGAUUGGUGGCAACAAUGUCAAACAAAGUGCAACUCAAUAUAAUUCAAGGCAUCGCAGCAUCUUUAUACAGAGGCGCACUACAACAACAGAUAACAUGAACUAAAAUAUUAAAAUUAGCUAACUUACAUUCGUUUUUCUCAUUUAUUGUUAAAAAUAAAGUAGCACGAAUAAGAAUAAGUUGAUUAAGACUUGCGAUGUCUGUGGAGAUGCUACUGUGUCACCUAGUCGGGUAGCUAUCUUAACGUUAACUUACUCACAAAGUGCACGUCUGGAGAACUUGUGUAACGUUAGUAAUAAAAAAAAAUGUCCGUGUGCAAUUUAAAACAUCAAUCCACUGCAUUAAUAUCUGUAUGGGGAUGAUCGGAUGUGGUUGUUUUUAGCUUUAGCCGGUUGGAAAGGCCCUACGAUGUUCCCAGCAUGCCCCGCGCGUUCGACGUCUGUUCUGUUCCGGUUAGCCGCUCGCUAGCGUGAGACACCAGAAUGAUCAGCGCUCAGUCACAGGGCCUGAAUGAUACGAUAAAACCUUCUUGGCCCUGUAAUAUAGAUGAAUACCGACAGCAGUCCGAGAGCGACAAGCUGUGGACCGCCAGGCGUAAGUUUAUAGUGAAGAACGUCAGCGAAUAUGAGGGAAAAGCUCUUGAUAAGAUGUUGGCCCUGUCGAUGGUGUGGGUUAACCAUGUGUUCCUGGGAUGCAGGUAUGACCCUCAGCUAAUGCAGAAGGUGCUUGAGAUGGCAGAAGGGAUUUCUGUUGGUGAAAUGCGCUCUUAUGAGCUAGUCCCAAGUGCUGAAGCUAAAAGAAGACCGCAUUCAUCCGAAGGAAGUGAGCGGCCCGUGAAGAAGAUGUCUGUUUGCAGACCGCGAUUCGAGCCGGUUCACUUUGUGAGUGGCGGGAGCAGCGGCAGUGGAAUAGGAGGAACUGAAGAAAAAGAAAAUGAGAAGGAAAGCAGGAAGAACGAAGAAUUACAGAAAGAACCAGAUCAUCAGACAUAUAACUGUAGCCGUGAUACCGGCCCCUCCUCCUCUGCUUCUUCAGAAAUAUUAAGGUAUGGAUAUGACAGACAGGCUGACUCACAAACCAAUCGAUUUGAUGGAAACGGUGCAACCGGAAGGUCCGGAGCCUGGGAUAACAAACGCUGUGGACUUGGCUUUGGCCAACCGGAAAGGCCGAGCUCUUUCACCGGAGUUCAAAACGGACCGGGCAGGGGCGGCUCUGGUCUUCUCCCUACACCCUCGCUGCCGACUCCUAUCCUCACACAGACGAUACAGGAAAAACAGAGACUAAUAUUCAGAGUAUCAAGAGCCAUUGCGGUCACUCUCAGAGAUCCCACAUUCACCGGUGGACCUGAGACGCCGAUAUACAAUUUCAUACUUAGCCGCAGCAUUCAGGCUUGUAAAACGAAUCCUGAAUAUAUCUAUGUAAAUCUAAAAGAUAUUCCACUCUCCGACUUGCCUAAGAACAGGAAAGUGCCAUCAGAAGGAUACGCAUGUGAGCUGAGGUGUCAGGGCGUGUACCUGGCCACGGGUUACUCGGGAAGCAAAAACGGUGCCAGAGACCGUGCGUCCGAACAGGCUGUCAAGCUUUUAAUGAGGCCGGUGGAAGUUCGUAUCGUGCAAAGACAGUAUAAGCGUAAGAAUGUCAAUGAUAUGGUGGUGUGUCAGGUUACCACUCCGAACCCAAUCCUCCCUCCAACUCUUCGCAACCCAGAGGACAAAGUGCCCCCCAGCACCAAAGGCCAGUAUGAGCCUGACAGAAGCAAACACUGGACUCAAUUCGUUCUCAUGGAAAACGCACACGAUGCCAUCUGUAUGCUUAAUAACUCAGCUGCUUUUAACCGUAUGAAAAUCGAUUAUACCUUUAACCCGAUUCCUAACAGCAAUUUGUGGUUGUGUAGUGUUUAUUUGCAGGAAGAGCUGCUGGCACAAGCCAGAGGAACUAAGAAGAGCUCGAAACAUUCAGCAGCAGAGGAAGCGGUCAGGGUAUUGCGAAUGCACCAGGCUGCUUACCAGCAACCGCAGCAGCAUCUGUCUGGAGAAAACCACAGUUUAGAGCAGUCCGGCGGUCGCUUUGCCCAGCACGAUGGCAAACAAACACAACUCAGCCAACUGGUUAUCCUUGAAAACUCAGACAAUGCCAUUUGCAUUAUAAAUGACACCGCACAAUUCAACAAAGUGUUGGCUGACUACAAAUUUACAGUUUUACCAGAUCACAACUGGAGGUGUGAGGUUUACCUGGAUGGUCAGUUUGUGGCCGCAGGCAUCGGGCCCAAAAAGACUGUGAAGCACGUUGCGGCAGAGGAGGCCCUCGCCACGCUUCGACGAACACAGGCGGUGGUGAAAUCCAACCUAAGAAAGGAGGAUCACGCAGAUGCAAUUUCGCGAAAUCAAAUCAUAGCUCACUCCGGAGAGGAAUCCACGCGACAGGAAAUCAAGGAAGACAACAUUGGUAAUCAGCUGCUCCGUAAGAUGGGCUGGACAGGUGGAGGUUUGGGGAGAGAUGGGGAGGGCAUCGCCGUACCUAUCAAGGUGAAAGAGCAGUUUACCAGGGAAGGCCUUGGCAUGGAUAUGAACAGGCAUGGGAAACAGCUGACUAAGCGUGACAUUGACGAAAUCAUUCGGAAUUACGCCUGUUCGGACCGUCAGGACGAUUUGCGCUUUUCCAAUGAGCUCAAUAAUGAAGAGCGCAAACAGAUCCACCAGAUUUCCCAGAGGUACGGCCUGCGUAGCAAAUCUUACGGACAGGGCAGACAAAGGUUUCUUAUGGUGAGCCGCAGAGUUCAGAAGGACCAGCUAAUUGGUCAGCUUUUGCAGGAUGGCCAAGUAGGACGAUAUGAACUGGUGAAGCCUCAGGCCUUACAAUGACUGAACUCACUCGAUGGGCCUCAAAGAAAUUACCAGUGCAAAUGAGAGCAAAAUCGUUCUAUUUGUUCCAUUCAUGUGUUUCAGCAGAGUGUAUAGCAUAUUUUUAAAGUAAGAUACCUGUAAGUUUGUUUAUAAUGUUCAUUCUUUUCCUCAGUUUCCUUUAUGUACUAAACUUGGUCAAAUCUUGUAUCAUGUUAUUGAUAUUUAUUGACUGAUAUUAGUAGAGACCUGCCAGCGUGUUCUCAGAAGUUACAUUCCAUUUUCUCCACUUUAUUAUAUUUUCACAAGGAACAAUACAUCAUUGACUCGUGUUGCAAGAUAACAAUACUGAAUAUAUAAAAGUAUUGAAUUACAGAGCACUACCUAUUUUGUCAUUUUUAGAUUGGUGACCGUACAAUUUAAAAUGGGUCUUCAAUGUUUCUGCUUCCUGUUUGACAAAUGCCUGUGCAGCAGUUGUUAUGACCUGCUGUAUGUGAGUUAGUUGCUGUUGUGAACCAGUCUGUUUGUUCUGACCCACAUUAAAUGAAGACAUGGUUCAUUGGCAUGUAA